Messenger RNA from Rubroshorea leprosula, 1684 nucleotides. The record is from the annotation of a GenBank genome assembly. NCBI's taxonomy places the organism in Eukaryota, Viridiplantae, Streptophyta, Magnoliopsida, Malvales, Dipterocarpaceae.
CUAUAUCCAUCCCCUUUCUUUCCCCCGGUUAUUUUUGCGUCGUUCUCGAAUCUCUCCUCGCUCUACGCCUUCAGGCCUCAGCGUCGCUGUACCCUUCGCCUCACCGUGCCGCUACACCUCCAAUCCUCCUCAGACUGGGAUCCAUGUUCAGAUGCUACAACUUAGCUUCCACUUGGGAACUGGGCUUUCUAACUUUGUUUGGGAAUUUCGCUGCCAAGGGCGAGAUUGUUCUCUGCAAGAGAUCAGAUUUUGGGAUGGGAGAAUACAAAAUUGAGCUUCUUUUGGCCAUAAAUCCCAUAAUCACAUACUUUGUUCUUUGGGUCUCUAUGUACUCAAUGCUGCAAUGUUUCCUUUUCAUAUACCUAUUGAAGUUGGGAUGAGAAACAACUACACUUGCAUUUCGCAAUUGUCUUUAUUUCUUGGUUUUAGUUUGGAAUGCCAAAAAACCCAGAACUAAAAGUCUUUUCGUUCUUUGACAUGAGAUUACUCCAAUUUUGGUGGGGAUUCUUGGAGGUUGCCAUCACUGCAGUUGUUUUCAUGUUGAUAAGCAGCAUUUGCAGUUUGUUCUUACACGGUUGGAAAGGCAGUAUGAAUAUGAUUAUAUUGUUUAAAUAAAACAACUCCUCAAAAUUUCAUGUUUUUCUGUUGUAUUGAGUCAAUCAGUGUGUUAGUGGAGGUUGUAUGAUUGAUUUUCUAUGGAUUUGUUUUCUGUUAGAAGGAUUAAUAGAGCCUAUCAGUGAAAAGGAAAGACAAACUCAAGCCCUCAAUUUGGGAUUUAUCAGCUGCAAAACACUGUUAUGAGCAGUAAGGACAAGUUCCUGCUGCCACAGUAGUGUAAAUUAUAAAACAGUAGCAUGUGCUGCUCAAUGUCAUGAAAUAGGAAGGGCAUUGCUUCCCAUGGACCUCUGUGCAAAUAGGAAUGUGAAAAGCCUAGAAUCAAACAAGCAAGAUUACGAUCAAGAUUUUGAUACUAGAUUUUCAUGGGCAGGGAUGGUGAAGCCAGCGAGCUAGUGAUUGUUUCUUAUCAGGCUUUUGGUUUAAUUUGUUAGUGUAGAUUCACAUACAAUGCUGCAUGAAAAAGGUACGGCUGAAUAUAUAUUCUAUUAAGGUUCUAUGCUUUUAUUUCCUAAAUGAACGUUUUGGUUGUGUAAUUUUCACUUUAGUCAUGAAUACCUCGAGGCCAGGAUUUCUUAGUUACCAAUACAAUGUUAUCAAGUUUUUGCAUGAGUGCUCAUCUUUUUUUCUUUGGAUGAGUUGUAUCUUUCAUCUUUGUUAGGAUGAGAACAAUUCUGAAUUUUUUUUCUUAUUCAUGGGAUUGUGGUCCUAUUGUAUCUGCACUUUGAAAAUUCUAUUUGUCUGUUGUAUUGGAUGUCUCUGUUGGUUAAAGUUCUGGACACAACACCAGACAAUAAAAUUAAAAAGAAUAUAAUUUAAUCAACAACACAUGGUGCUUGAUAAUGCCUGAUUUACAGAAAACAAGGUCCUGAAUAGAGGGGAGAUAUGACUUGGUAUGUUUCAUUAAGAUAGUGCAUAAAAUGGGGUUAUAUAUUUACCUUAGGAGGACUGAACCUUAUGUUUGUGCAAAAUGAAAUUUUGGGCUCCAUUCUUACUCAUUUCUUUCUAUUUUUUCUUUAUUAAAAGACUUUCUCUUUCUUAGUAGGCUGAAUAGAAAGUACCCUUCACU